AGAGCAAGCAUCUCAUGCAGGGAUGCAGCAAGCAUCUGAUUGGCUGCAUAUAUACACGACAUCAGAACUGGAGAAAGCAGAGAGGAGAGGAAACACUGCGACGCAAGGAGGGAUCCCAGCAUCUCACUUCGCUGGGUAUUCAGUCCUGAGCUUCUCCCGCUGGGGCAAAUCCCCUAAAUCCCACAUCUAUUUCUAAAGCAGCGCUACUCCUCUAGUCUCUUUAGCCAUGAAUUACCUGCGCCGGCGUCUGUCGGACAGCACCUUUAUCUCCAACCUGCCUAAUGGCUACAUGUCAGACCUGCAGAAACCUGAUCUUCCUCAGCCUCCCCCUCCUGGACCAGCCUCAGGACCAGCUCCAGUGUCCCCGGGCCAGGAGAGAAACCCCAUCCAACCGCAGCCUCUGGGCACGGGAUUCUUCAGCUCCAUCACCAGUGUGGUGAAGCAGACGGCCGCCUCAGCAGGGCUGGUGGAGCAAACGCCUGUGCCUGCAUCAUCCAAGAGACACAAGCUCCUGCUGGUCAUCGAUGAACCACAACAGGACUGGGCCAAACUCUUUAGAGGGAAAAAACUGAAUGGAGACUAUGAUAUUACAGUUGAACAGGCUGAGUUUGGAGACAUCAGUGUUGUGGCUCAUGCUAAUGGAUCAUGUAACGUGGCUGUGCAGGUUCUGCAGAAUGAAAACACAGUUGUCAGGUCAUUUAAGCCUGACUUUGUCCUGAUCCGACAGCACGCUUACAGCAUGGCAGAGAAUGAGGAUUUCCGCAACUUAAUCAUCGGACUGCAGUACGCCGGUAUUCCCAGCAUCAACUCCCUGGAGUCCAUUUACAACCUCUGUGACAAACCCUGGGCAUUUGCAUGUCUGAUCAGCACAUGCAAGAAACUUGGACAGGAGAAAUUCCCAAUAAUUGAACAGACGUUCUAUCCCAACUAUAAAGAAAUGGUGGCCAUGCCGGCAUUCCCUGUUGUCGUGAAAAUCGGUCACGCUCACUCUGGUGUGGGGAAGGUGAAAGUGGAGAACCACACAAAGUUUCAGGACAUAGCGAGUGUGGUGGCCAUCACUCAGACCUACAGCACAUGUGAACCAUUCAUCGAAGCCAAAUACGACAUCAGGAUUCAGAAAAUAGGAAAUGAUUACAAAGCUUACGUGAGGACGUCAGUCUCAGGUAACUGGAAGUCCAACACUGGCACUGCCAUGGUGGAGCAGGUGGCUAUGACCGACAGGUAUAAGCGUUGGGUUGACACCUGCAGUGAAAUAUUUGAAGGCCUCGAAAUUUGUGCUGUCAAAGCUAUUCAUGGAAAAGAUGGAAAAGAUUACAUUACUGAGGUAAUGGGCUCGUCUAUGCCAUUGGUGGGGGGACAUCAGGCCGAGGACCAGCAGCUGAUAGCAGACAUGGUCAUUGCCAAAAUGAAUCAUGUUAUGGCACAAAAUCCCAAAAGACCAACUGCUAUUCAACCAAGAAAGAAUGCUCUUGAGAAGGAUGCGGUGGUUGAAGUAAAGCACGGCCCACCACAGAAAGCUCCUCCACAAGGCUGCUUGCAGUACAUUCUUGACUGCAAUGGUGUUGCAGUGGGACCAAAAUUAGUGCAGGCAAACUAACAUAACCGUGAAAGCUCGAAGCAUUUAAGCUCCUGACAGGUUGUGUUCAAACAUUCAGACAGUGACCUGAGGUGCAAGGGAACAAAUAAUCUGUAAGAAAAGUCUUAGUUUGGGCCUGAUCCGUAUUUCAGUCUGUACUGUGUAACUUUCACUGUUCUGCGCUUGUGGUGGUUGCUUUGUUUCUAUGUGAAGCAGUUGUCUCUUCAGGGUUGUUGUGUGUGGUGAUACAGCAGAUUGUGCCUAGUGUUCAGUGCCACUCUUUCCUUGUACUUAUUUUUUUCUUGUCUCAUGUCUUGUGUUAUGUUUUAGUAAAUGGUGUUCAAAGAGUUACAGUGUGUGAGUGAGUGUGUGUACCUUGUAUUCACUAGUAUAAUAAUACUGGUAAAUUUUGUCCUUGUGGGGACAUUUUUUGGUCCCCAUGAGGGAAACAGCUUAUAAAUCAUACACAACAUUUUUUGAAAACGUAAAAACGCAGAAAGUUGUGUGUGAGGGGUAGGUUUAAGGGUAUGGUUAGGGCAAUGGCAUAGAAAAUACAGUUUGUACAAUAUAAAAACCAUUACAUCUAUGGAAUAAACCCAUAAAACAUACAAACCAGUAUGUAUGUGUGUGUGUGAAUGGUGUUAAUCAUACAUGAAUGGCGACUAUAAAAUAUAAAUGAACAUUUAAUUGCAUGAUCAAAUGUGUGUGUGUCAUUGUGUGUUAAAAAGUAAGGCGUGCAUUUUCUUUUGUGACAUCACUGUUGAAAUAAUAGAUAUCAUACUGUAUGCACUUCUAGUAUUGUGAAUGUGUUAUAAAAUAUGGUGAAAUGUAUUUACCACAAUGGAUGAAAGCUAUAUUACUAAACAUCAAUCAUUUUUUGUUCUUGUUACCAAUAUGAUUGCAGAAAUGUGAUUACAUAAACAAUAAGCAAUAAAAGUAAAUCUCUGAACAAACAAUGAACCAGUUAAGUGAAUGUGCUUAACCUUCAGACAAUGUUAACUGUCAACCUUAAGAGUUCAAAAUAAAAUUAUAUUGUUUAAUUUCUCUUCAUUUAUAUUAAAUAUGCAAACCUUGUCACCAAACUUUGGAAUCUAAACUCCCCAAUUUAAGAAAACUCUUUAAAUAAACAUCACAAAAUAACAAAAUAAAUCACAUUUAUCU
Molecule: messenger RNA, 2737 nt
Organism: Sinocyclocheilus grahami
Lineage: Eukaryota; Metazoa; Chordata; Actinopteri; Cypriniformes; Cyprinidae
Product: synapsin-2-like
Exons: 11
Coding region: 227-1597 (456 amino acids)
Biological process (GO): neurotransmitter secretion
Cellular component (GO): synaptic vesicle; synaptic vesicle membrane
Molecular function (GO): ATP binding
Source: RefSeq, a predicted model, not a curated record